AUGCCGCUCGAUAGCGGAGAAAGAGCCCCGCCAAGGCUAGAGCCAAACUCAACUCUAUGGCAGAGCUGGCUUGCUGAAUCUGCCGACAACGACCACGCCCAACGCACGAUGGCUUCUCCCACCACCGUCCUUCAUUUCGUCACUGGCAAUGCCAACAAGCUGGCCGAGGUCCGCGCCAUUCUAGAGCAGCCCGCGUCGUCGUCAUCGUCGUCGUCUGUGCCGCUUCCCAUCACGGUGACCUCGCGCAGCAUCGACCUGCUCGAGAUUCAGGCAGCCUCCAAGGAGGAGGUCACGCUGGACAAGUGUCGCCGUGCCGUCGAGAUAAUUCAAGGCCCCGUCCUCGUCGAAGACACCUGCCUGUGCUUCAAUGCCCUCAACGGACUGCCGGGACCGUAUAUAAAAUGGUUCAUGACAAGUCUCGGCCACGACGGGCUUAACAAGCUGCUGGCCGGCCACGAAGACAAGUCUGCCCAGGCCGUGUGCACUUUUGCGCUGAGCAAGGGCCCUGGCCACGAACCCAUGCUCUUCCAGGGCGUCACCGAUGGCAAGAUUGUCCCGGCUCGCGGCCCAGCCAACUUCGGUUGGGAUCCAAUCUUUGAGUACGAGGGAAAGACCUACGCCGAGAUGGACAAGGAACAAAAGAAUACCAUCUCCCAUCGUUACAAGGCUCUGCAGAAGCUGCGCGAGUAUCUCGCUGCUGAGAUGGCCUAG
Molecule: messenger RNA, 711 nt
Organism: Grosmannia clavigera kw1407
Lineage: Eukaryota; Fungi; Ascomycota; Sordariomycetes; Ophiostomatales; Ophiostomataceae
Product: non-canonical purine NTP pyrophosphatase
Exons: 6
Coding region: 1-711 (236 amino acids)
Biological process (GO): nucleoside triphosphate catabolic process
Cellular component (GO): cytoplasm
Molecular function (GO): nucleoside triphosphate diphosphatase activity
Source: RefSeq, a predicted model, not a curated record